Messenger RNA from Rhea pennata, 2588 nucleotides. RefSeq names its product Schwann cell myelin protein-like. Gene Ontology annotation, cellular component: plasma membrane. Gene Ontology annotation, molecular function: sialic acid binding. The transcript is spliced from 13 exons. The record is from RefSeq and is a predicted model, not a curated record. NCBI's taxonomy places the organism in Eukaryota, Metazoa, Chordata, Aves, Rheiformes, Rheidae. The annotation marks the transcript as partial. Gene Ontology annotation, biological process: cell adhesion.
GCGCCGCCGCGGGCCCCUGGGCCGCCUGGAUGCCGCCGACGGUGGUGGGGCUGGAGGACGGGUGCGCGCUGGUGCCGUGCCGCUUCGACUACCCCGAGGAGCUGCGCCCGGGCGCCGUGCACGGGCUCUGGUACUUCGGCAGCCCCUACCCCAAGAGCUACCCGCCGGUGGUGGCCCGCUCGCGGCCCGGCGGCGCCGUGCACGAGAGCUUCGCCGGGCGCGCCCGCCUCGUGGGCCCGCUGCGCGCCCGCGACUGCUCCCUGCUCCUCACCGGCCUCAGCGCCGAGCUCGCCGGGCGCUACUACUUCCGCGGCGACCUCGGCGGCUACAACCAGUACACCUUCUCCGAGCACGCCACGCUGGAGGUCACCGCGGAGCCCAGGCUGGAGCUGCCGGCGGAGCCGCUGGCCGGGGCCGAGGCGGAGGCUCGGUGCCGCGUGCCCGACACCUGCCCGGGCCUGGGGCCGCCGGCGGUGACGUGGGCCGGCGCCGAGGGGGCUGCCGGAGGCGGCGGAGCGGCCGCUGCGCCGGGACGAGGGCGAGGAGGAGGAGGAGGAGGAGGAGGGGCCGCCGGAGCCCUGGACGUGCACUCGGCGGCCGAGGUGGAGGCGGUGUCGGUGUGCCAGCAGUGUCAGGGUGUCAGUGUCGGGGUGUCAGUGUCAGGGUGUCGGCGUCCGGGUGACGGCGUCAGGCUGACGCCCCCGUCCCCGGUGCCCCCUGCAGCGGCGGCCGAGGUGGAGGCGGUGUCAGGGUCUCAGUCGGCGGCCGAGGUGGAGGCGGUGUCAGGGUCUCAGUGUCGGGGUGUCGGUGUCGGGGUGUCGGUGUCGGGGUGUCGGCGUCCGGGUGACGGCGUCAGGCUGACGCCCCCGUCCCCCGUGCCCCCCGCAGCGGCGGCCGAGGUGGAGGCGGUGUCAGGGUUGGCGGCCGAGGUGGAGGCGGUGUCAGGGUGUCGGUGUCAGGGUGUUGGGGUGUCGGUGUCGGGGUGUCGGCGUCCGGCGGCGGCCGAGGUGGAGGCGGUGUCAGGGUGUCGGUGUCAGGGUGUCGGGGUGUCGGUGUCAGGGUGUCGGCGUCCGGGUGACGGCGUCAGGCUGACGCCCCCAUCUCCGGUGUCCCGCAGCGGCGGCCGAGCGGCGGCCGAGGUGGAGGCGGUGUCGGGGCCGGCGGCGGCGCGCGAGGCCGAGGCGGCGGAGCUGGCGUGCGCCGCCCGGGGCCGCCCGCCGCCGCGCCUCGCCUGGCUCCGGGCCGGGCGGGUGCUGGCCCAGGCCGAGGGCGCCGGGCGGCUCCCGCUGCGGCUCCCGCGCCUCGGGCCCGCCCAGGCCGGCGCCUACGUCUGCGCCGCCGAGAACCGCCACGGCCGCCACAACCGCUCGCUCGAGCUGCGCGUGCUCUACGCCCCGCGGCUGCCGGUGCUGUCGGCGCCGGCGGCGGUGGCGGCCGGGGAGCCGCUGGCGGUGACGUGCGAGGCCGAGGGCGACCCGGCGCCGGCGCUGCGGCUGCUCAAGGACGGCCGGGUGCUGGCGGCGGCGCCGGGAGCCGACGCCGGAGCCGACGCCGGAGCCGGAGCCGGAGCCGGUGCCGGAGGCGGCGUCCGAGCCGCGGCCGCCCUGCGCCUCGCCGCCGCCCGGCCCCCCGACGCCGGCGAGUACCGGUGCGUCGCCGAGAACCCGCUGGGGCGGCGCGAGGCCGCCCGCAACGUCACCGUGGAGUUCGCGCCGGUGGUGCUGCCGGAGUCGCGGUGCACGGCGGCGGCCGAGGCGGUGCGGUGCGUGUGCGCCGCCGCCGCCAGCCCGCCGCCCGCCGUCGCCUUCGAGCUGCCGAGCCGCAACGCGACGCUGGGGCCCGGCGCCGGCGCCUUCGCCCCGGGGCCCCGCGCCGGCCUCACCGUCACGGGGCUCCUCACGCUGCGCGGCGCCCUCGAGCCCCGGCUCGCCGUCGUCUGCGCCGCCCGCAACGCCCGCGGCGCCGCCGCCCGCGCCCUCCGCUUCCACCACCCCGACGGGCUGGUGUGGGCCAAGGUGGGGCCCGUGGGGGCCGUCGUGGCCUUCGCCGUCGUCAUCGCCGUCGUCUGCUACGUCAGCCAGAGCCGCCGCAAGAAGGCGACGGGGAGCCCCGAGGGGGGCCCGGCCCCUCCCCCGCCCGGCGGAGACCCCCGGGACGGCCAGCCGGAGCGCCGCGCCGCCCCCCCGGAGCCCCCCGAGUACGCCGAGAUCCGCCUGCCCUGACCACGCCCCCUCCCGCCGCCAGGCCACGCCCCCCUCCGCCGCCAGGCCACGCCCCCCUCCCGCCGCCAGGCCACGCCCCCCUCCCAGCACCUCCCUCCCGGGGGAGGCGGGAGAGGAGGAAGGGGGGGGGCAGCGAGGGGAGGCUCCGCCCCCUCCCCGCGCCGAGGCCCCGCCCCCCCGAAACAGGCCCCGCCCCCCCCUUAUUUAUUGCCCCUCCCCCCAGCUCGAUGUGGGGGGAGGGGUCGCCACCCCGCGCCGGGGGAGGGGCGGGGCCGCGGGGGGAGGGGGAGGGGCCCCGAGGCUCCGCCCCCCCCGCGCGACCUUUCACCCCUCUCCUCCCCCCCCCAAUAAACGGGAUUGGACGGA